UAUUAAUAUAUCCAAAUCCUUGAAAUAACUUACAGUGCAGAUGGUAAUUAAGUGGCUGUCCAGCGUUUCUGAUAGAAGAGGGGUGAUGUGUAGUUGUUUAUAACGUGUGCUGUUGGUCAAAGUUACCACACGGUGGCGCUAUAGACCGUAACACAGAAAUGCCGAGGCUCCUCCCAGAGUAAAAACAGAAUGACUGUGGAUUUUCUUUACAAAGAGACACGGGGAGAGAAGGGAGGGCAUAAUGGAGUCUCGGUCUUUAAGAAUAAGGACAUCGAAAUAGUGUUGGCUAAAAAAUUGUCACAUCUCAUCAGUCCACGUUAAAAACUCCACUGUGGGUAUAUGCUUUGUUUUUUUUCGGUGGAAUGAUGCCUUCUCCGAGUAGCAGGAGGUCUAUUGUUACAUAUCUGAUGCUGGCGCUGUUGGAUUGUUACUGGGAAGCGGUGUCUGCGCAGCUCUCAUACUCCGUCUCAGAGGAGGUAAAACCGGGGACUAAUGUCGGAAACAUCGCCAGGGAUCUAAACCUCAAUGUGCAGGAUUUUGAGUCCCGUUUGUUUCAGGUUGUUCCAGGAUCUAAGAGGAAAUACUUUGAGGUAAAUCUAAAGACCGGGUUUCUGUAUGUCAUUGAGAGGAUAGACCGAGAGGAGCUUUGUGCGGAUGAAACCAAAUGCACUGUUAGCGUAGAGGCAGUUAUAAACAACCCACUGAAGCUUUACCGCGUAGAAAUAGAAAUUAAAGAUGUGAAUGACCAUUCUCCGUCUUUUAACACCAAAUCACAAAUACUGGACAUUGCGGAGAACACCUUGCCUGGAUUUAGAUUCGCGUUGUCGGAGGCAAGCGAUGCUGAUGUGGGUAAAAACGGUGUUAGCGCGUAUAAGCUCAGUCCAAACGAAUACUUCAGUCUUGCUACACACAAAAGAGGGGAGAGCAUAUCUCCAGAGUUGGUGCUGCAGAAAGCCCUGGACCGUGAGAAAAAGCCACAUAUACAGCUCAUGUUAACUGCGGUCGACGGGGGGACUCCACCAAAUUCAGGCACAUCAGCAAUUAAAAUAAACGUACUAGAUACAAAUGAUAACGCACCAAUGUUCAGCAGCACUCUUUAUAAAGUUAAAACGUUUGAAAAUAUCCCGAUUGGUACAGCGGUCUUCACCUUAAAUGCGACUGACGCAGAUGAUGGCACAAACAGUGAAAUUGUAUAUUCUCUUCGUAGUAAGGAUCAGGACCAUAUUCUAGAUGUUUUCAAAAUUGACCCUGAAACGGGGAUUAUCUCCGUAAAAGGCAAAAUCGACUAUGAAGAGAGAAAAGCUUUUGAGAUCCGAGCAGAGGCAAGGGACAAAGGCCAGCCUCCGAUGUCUGCUCAUAGUAAAGUGCUGGUAGAAGUAAUGGAUGUAAACGACAACGCUCCUGACAUCACUGUGACGUCACUGCUCAAUACAGUGAACGAGGACGCGGAUGUAGGUACUGCCAUUGCACUUGUAUCCAUUCUAGAUAAAGACAGUGGUGCAAACGGUGAAGUGAAAUGCGAGAUAUUAAAUACGGUUCCGUUCAAAUUGGAGACAAAUUACAAAAACUAUUACUCGUUAGUGGUUGACGGACAUUUAGACAGAGAGGUAACCCCUCAGUACAAUGUAACAAUUUCAGCUACCGAUGGAGGGAGUCCUCCUCUUUCGAACAUCAGUGUUAUCACUGUUUAUGUUUCUGAUGUUAACGACAAUGCCCCACGUUUCCCAGAACAUGAAAUAAACAUUUAUGUGAAAGAAAACAGUAAAGUAGGAAGCGUUAUAAAAACAGUUACUGCAAUUGAUGCAGACGUCAGCAACAAUGGUCAGGUUAGCUACUCAUUUUUAGACAGUAAUAGUAAAUAUCUGCCCCUCCCCACAAUGGUGAACAUCAACUCAGAGACUGGAGAUAUAGUCAGCCUGCAGUCUUUUAACUACGAGGAGUUAAAAACGUUUCAGUUUAAAGUUCAGGCCACAGACUCUGGUGUUCCUCCGCUCAGCAGCAACGUGACUGUAAAGUCUGAGUUCUGGUAA
Molecule: messenger RNA, 2030 nt
Organism: Etheostoma cragini (Arkansas darter)
Lineage: Eukaryota; Metazoa; Chordata; Actinopteri; Perciformes; Percidae
Product: protocadherin alpha-9-like
Exons: 2
Coding region: 363-2030 (555 amino acids)
Biological process (GO): homophilic cell-cell adhesion
Cellular component (GO): plasma membrane
Molecular function (GO): calcium ion binding
Source: RefSeq, a predicted model, not a curated record